Lutra lutra (Eurasian river otter) is the source of this 3552-nucleotide messenger RNA. It is a transcript of the gene BORCS7, whose product is annotated as BLOC-1 related complex subunit 7. The record is from RefSeq and is a predicted model, not a curated record. The transcript has 5 exons. The coding region runs from base 448 to 765 and encodes 105 amino acids. Gene Ontology annotation, cellular component: BORC complex. NCBI's taxonomy places the organism in Eukaryota, Metazoa, Chordata, Mammalia, Carnivora, Mustelidae.
CAGUUUGAUAUUUACUAAAUGAAAUUUUAUUAAAAUUGAACUGAAUGGCCUUAAUUCAUUCUCGUAAUUCUUUGGAGACUUGAAUAUUAUUUCUUCUUACUGAUGAACACAAGACGCAAAGCUUGAGUAAUUUGGAGUCACACAACUAAAUAGCAGAACUGGGGACUAUAAUCCAGGCCUUUUGAUUCUAACCCAUAGAUAUACUGAAAUUGUCCUCUGUUUCCACCAGAGACAUCUGCCUGGGCUUUAUCUUCCUCAGGAUAUCAACUGAGUAUUUUAAAUGCAUUUAAAGUUAGCUAAAGUCAAUCUCCACUGGGCGCAUGCGUCCCUUCCUUUCCCCUCUCACCCCCACGGUGGAGGCACACCGACUCGCUUCCUUCCGUCUUGACGCCUUUUGGCCCCAGCGACUCGCCGUUGCCCAAACUGAGACGUUCGCUAGUCGAAGUGAUGGCGACUGGGACACCAGAUUCGCAAGCGCGAUUCGGUCAGUCUGUGAAGGGGCUCCUCACCGAGAAGGUGAACACCUGUGGUACGGACGUGAUCGCGCUCACCAAGCAGGUGCUGAAAGGCUCCCGGAGCUCCGAGCUGCUCGGUCAGGCAGCUCGAAACAUGGUCCUGCAGGAAGAUGCCAUCUUGCACUCGGAAGAUAGUUUAAGGAAAAUGGCGAUAAUAACAACACACCUUCAAUACCAGCAAGAAGCUAUUCAGAAGAAUGUCGAGCAGUCUUCUGACUUACAGGACCAGUUGAAUCAUCUGUUGAAAUAGAACAGCUUGCAAGAGGGAAAAGCACUUCUUUGCCAGACACUGAGAAGGAAAUAUUUUACUCAACUGCUGUCCUAUGGGUUUGAUUUUCCAUUUUCUUCUCCAAAAGUUAAGUUAGAAAAGAUUUAUGAUGAUGUAUAGUUUCCUCUGAAGAGAAGCUAGGUGGUUGAAUUUUGGAAGUACUUCUUGAGGCUAAGUCAUGCUCUUACUGAAGUUUUUAAUUGCUCUCUUUAGUUUGAUGUUAAAGCAAAAUUAAAGAGGUCUUGGUUUUUCCCAUAGAACUUUUAUAUGUCAAAAGCUAUAUCAUCUAAAUGUGAUUCUUUUUUUAAAAUGUGAUUCUUAAGCAAAUGCUGAAUGAUGUUUUAAAUUCAGAAAUACGGCUUCUGUUGUGAAAACAGGAAUGCUUAAUAUUGUUUUUAAAGACUUUUUUUCUUUUAAUCAUACAUUCAGGAAAUUUCAUGGUUGUGGAAUGGUGAUAGGUAGUAUCUGUUCUUUUCUAUUAACUCGGAGGAGAAAUUUAUUUUAUUCGUUGUAGCAAUUCUUAAAUGAAAAGUAGGCAAAUGGUAUAUCUGGCCAGCUGUGACCCCCUGCCUUGACCUGCACUCCUAGUUUCUUUGUUGUGAGUCUUGAUUAGUUGGCCUUGGGUUCAUUUUGUAAUUUUGCUAGUCAUCAGCAGAUUCACUUGUAGAACAUUAUUGCCAAGUGCAAAGGCAGUUGAAUUACUGGGAAUGAUUGCAGUGUAGGGUUGUGCCAUGGUGAAAACCUUAUGUUUUCAUUUAUUUGCCCAUGUUCAUCUAAUUCUGCUUGCUAAAAGGCAUGACCUUUGAAUGUCUUUGUUUGAAUUUUAAGUAGGACUCCAUUGUGUUCUAGUUCAUUUCUUACUUCACUAAAGAAUUAGGAGAAAGCUGACAUAAGAAAAUGGUGUUUUCAGGGAAAGAAAAAAGGCAAGGAAGAGUCCAAUUUAAUUCAUACUGUAUCAUCAAGUCGACUAAUCAUAUUAGAUUGUAUUUAUCCCUCAUUAUACUUGUACACAUCAACUUACAGCAAAAGAAAAAAAUAGGUACAGUUAUGCAUUCAUUUCAUAAACUCUCAUUACAGUUACUAAAUGUAAAUGGGUUCAAUUCACCUUCAAAAAGAAGGGUCACAAAUUGGCAGCAAAUGUCACGUUAAGAGUAAAAUAUUUGAAGCAUUAUUAGUGGAUGUUACUAUCACUGUUGCUACUCAGCGUUUUGAUGGAGACCAUGUCUAGUGCAGAAGUUAAAAGUAAGUAUAGCUAAUGGGGUGCCUGGGUGGCUCAGUCAGUUAAGUGUCUGCCUUUGGCACAGGUCAUGAUCCCAGGGUCCUGGAAUCGAGCCCCAAGUUGGGCUCCCUGCUCAGUGGGGAGGCUGUUUCUCCCUCUCCCUCUGUCUGCCACUCCCCUUGCUUGUACUCUCUCUCUGUCAAAUGAAUGAAUAAAUGAAUGAAUGAAUGAAUAAAUAAAUAUCUAAAAAAAAAAAAAGCUAUUAGCAACAAAAGCAACAAAGAGACAAAAUUAUUAUCAUAUGUUAGGAUUAUCUGCUUAGGAAAUCCAAGGACUGAUUUUUUUUUUUUUAAAGGGUCAUCAAUUUAGAAAACAAAACAAAGUUCAAUUAUCCAAGUAUACAAGAUGCAAAGAAAUACCUAACACGACAUUUGUAAAAUAUUAAAAAUUAAAAUGAAGGUAUGGUCUAAUUUUCCCUCAUCAUGGUAGAACAAAUAGUAAAGUAGCAGUGACUGCGUACAUUAUACCUCAUAAAUUUCACCCUCAAAAUUUUAAUGGUAAAUAUCAAAUUUACAUUAAAUAAUGAAAACCUAGUAGUACUAAAUUUAGUCAUUUUAAGGAAUAUAAUGCCAAAAUACAUGGAAGAAGAAUAGUCAGAAAUGUAUAAGUAUUCAGAAAUUUAUACAUAAUUUGAUUCUAUAUCUGUUACAGAAACAAAUGGGUUAGGUAGAAUUAAAUGGUGAUCAAACAUUAGAAACAAAAAUACUUCUUUAAAUAACAUCUGGGUUGUAGAGGAUAUGUUGAAGGCCAGUAUUUUUAAAAUAAUGAAAUUUCAAAUUCUAUGCAAGAAAAUUAAUGUGAUAAUACCUAAGCGGUACUAUAAAGAAAAAAAAUCAUGCUGUAAAUCUCUGUAUUAAGGAAAAGGGUGAAAUGUUUUCUUAUUUUAGGUGUUUGUGGUUAGAACUUAAAUCAAAAUAGAAUAAGAAAACCAAGAAUGAAUGAUAAAAAUUUGAAAAAAUAUAUGAUAUCAUAAUUUGUUCUUUUUUUUUUUUAAGAUUUUAUUUAUUUGACAGAGAGAGAGAGAGAGAGAAAACAAAGAGAUAGGGCAACAGGCAGAGGAAGAGGGAGAAGCAGGCUCCUGAAGUGGGGCUCGAUCCCAGGACCCUGGAUUCAUGACCUGAGUGACAGUGGAUGCUUAACCAACUGAGCCACUAAAAGGCACCUCACAUUAAUUGGUUCUUAUAGAUUAAAUUGGUAAAGUAUUGGGACACCUGACUGGCUCAGUCGGUGAAGCAUGUGACUCGUGAUCUUGGUGUUGUAAAUUCAAGCCCCAAAUUGGGUGAGAAGAUUACUUAAAAAUAAAAUCUUUUAAAAAAAAUUAAAUUGGUAAAGUAUCAGCUCAAUCUGAAAGUACAAAUCAGUAAAUUUAUAAUUGAAAUGGAGAUAAAUAAAGUAAAUCAAUUAGAUUUUAAAAGCAUGACCUGUCAGGUUGAUUCUAAAGAUUUGAUUACUAGUGUCAAAAUGUCCAGCUUCUUUGAAGAUAUAAUAUU